Messenger RNA from Spodoptera litura, 957 nucleotides. Lineage: Eukaryota; Metazoa; Arthropoda; Insecta; Lepidoptera; Noctuidae. The record is from RefSeq and is a predicted model, not a curated record.
AUGACUUUGUUGUGCCAAAUAUUACUGGAAAAAGCAAAAGAAGGAGUGUUUAGAUCCGGAGACUAUGUGCGAGGAACAUUAAAGUAUUCUGUGGACAAACCAACGAGGUACGAAACCAUAUACAUCAGGUUUGUGGGCCAUGGAAGUGUUAGCUGGUCAGAAUCUGAUGGAGACGACAGAAAAACCUAUAGCAACCAAGAAGAAUACGCGGAUUUAACCCAGUACAUACUUAAACCAAAUGAAGACAAUGUUCUAAAUGGUUGUUAUGAUCAUCCUUUUGAAUUUUUAAUCCCCGAUGAUAUACCGAUAUCUAAAAAGGAUGAUGUAUGCAACAUAUACUAUAAAGUCGUCGCUAUAUUUGUAAAGACAGAAGGAUUUAUUAAGACAAAGAAAUUUGACGCAGAAAUCCCAGUAUAUGGAUACGUAAACCGGUGUUCUCCAGAACCAUUAGUAUUUGGUUUACAGAAAGAACUAUUCUCCCUAACGACAACUAACAAAAUCAAUGUGAAAGCAGAAAUUGAUAAAACAUUUGUGACACCAGGUGAAAAUAUUACUCUUAAGGUGACAGUCAAUAAUAAUACAGAUUUUCCUAUUACUGUACGAACAGAACUGGUCAAACGUUUUACUUAUCGGUCAAGUGAUGACUAUACAAGAGUAGACACGAUUACUGUAAUCGGUACUGCAGCUAGUUCUCCACCAAUGAAAGUGCGGAGUGUAUCGAAUUUGACCUGUAUUGUGCCCACUUUAGCUAAUUUAUACUCAAUACAAUACUCAAAGAUAGUGGAAGGAAUUUACAAAGUGAAGGUAACUGCUAUUGUCCCUUUCCCUCAUAUAAAUGAGAGUGUGGAGAUCCCAGUGGUCAUUGGAGAAGGAAAGGAACACCUUGGAGCUACAGCGAAACAUGUGGAUGAUGCAGCUUUAUGUCCACAAACUCCAGAUGAAAGUGAUAAACAUUAG